This is a messenger RNA of Metarhizium brunneum ARSEF 3297, 651 nucleotides long. RefSeq lists its product as uncharacterized. The record is from RefSeq and is a predicted model, not a curated record. Lineage: Eukaryota; Fungi; Ascomycota; Sordariomycetes; Hypocreales; Clavicipitaceae.
AUGCCAAGCUUUGUAUCGUCCAAGGCAUUUGUAGAGUCCCAGUUCGAUCUCAUUUCCAGAUAUCUACUUGCGCCACGGCAUGAUCACCCGGAAGAUGAGGUUCGGUAUGAUAUGUUUUGCCUCAGCAGCAUGAGGCCUUACUUCAGUAGCGUUAUAAAACCUGAAUUCGACAGUGGUCCCUUCGUUCUCAGCCAUCCAGAUCUACGACCAAGCAAUAUUAUAGUCAAUGAGGAAAUGAGGAUCGUCGGCUUCAUUGAUUGGCAGUUUGCAAGCGUCGUCCCGCGCCAGCUUUGCACGCCGCCAUCAUGGGUCACCGGCCAUACGUGGACCAACUAUGAUAAGUUAUUCCUCUCAUCAUUUUCUGUCGCCCUGGCCCUUGAUGAUAAACUUCCCGAACAGCCCAAUCGAGAGUGGCGCGACCCAUCGAGUACCUCUCUUCACGUUGCUCAUAUUAUUAGACGCCCUGCCGACCUCAAUCGUGUCUUUCAGAAUUAUUUUGCCAAGGGAAAAGACGCCAGAGAGCUUGAGGAGGCCGAGACCAAACUAUUUCAGGACCCAAAAGUUGCUUCGGAGGCUCAACAAAUAGCGGAACGGAACGCACGAUACACAGAGUACUUGAAAAGCCAGGGAAGAUAUACAAAAGUGGCUUGA